GGAAGGAUACGGUAGUUUUGUGUAAUACAGCUGUUUGGAGCAUUCUCAACCACGAAGCCAUUGGCGCGCCGUUGAACUAUCAUUGGUGCAUACAUGUGAUACGCCUGUUGGCUAAGUCACAGAUAAACGACCAUUUAUUACCCAAGGAUCUACAUUUAGCAAUUACAAAUCCCCGGUCCAUUCUGGAGUUUAUAAAAUGUUUAAAUUUUUCAAGAAACAUCCUCCGAAGGAGGGGGAGGAAAGAGAAAAAUUGAAGAAGGAACUUUUCGGUUUUAAGAAGUGUACUGAUCAUGGAUUCAUCAGUAAACCAAGUGCUAUGGCCUACGACCCCAAACUUCGUCUACUGGCCGUUGGAUCUAAAUCUGGAGUAUUGAAAGUACUAGGUUCUCCAGGAGUAGAAUUCACAGCACAACAUGAUCAAGAUGUCACAGUUGUCCAGUUAUUUUUCUUACCAGAACAGUCUCGAUUAGUGAGUUUUUGUAGUGAUAAUUCUUUACAUCUUUGGGAGACGAAUGUACGAGGUGGUAAAACAGUGCUAGAAGAAAUUAAAUCUUACAAUGUUGAAACCAGUAAAACUAAGUCUGUUUCUACAUGUUGUCUAUCGGUUAAUGGUGAACAGUUAUUUCUCGGUACUGAAGGUGGUAAUAUACAGAUACUGGAUGUCAAAGACUUCUCACUCAGUGAACAAGUCAUAUACCAAGAUGUUGUUAUGCAGAAUGUUCCAGAUGAUUUUAAAGUUAACCCUGGAGCAGUUGAAGCCAUUGCAGUACAUCCUACCAAUCCAGAUAAGUUUCUGAUUGGCUAUAAUCGUGGUUUAAUAGUAUUAUGGGAUAAUAAGGAAAGUAAUGCUAAUCAGACUUAUAACGUGUCACGGCAACUAGAGAGUUUAACUUGGCAUCGCAACGGAACAGAAUUUACAUCUGCUCAUUCCGAUGGUAGUUAUAGUAUUUGGAGUGUCAGUGAUGCAUCAAAAGCCAAGGAAGAACAAACUCCAUACGGACCAUUCCCUUGUAAAGCCAUUACCAAAUUAGAACGUAAAACGGCCAAAGCCGAUCCAUUCCUGAUAUUUUCUGGUGGUAUGCCGAGAGCUAGUUACGGUGAUAAACAUACCGUUACCGUGAUGCAGGGAGAGAACCACACUGUAUUUGAUUUUACAUCAAGAAUUAUAGAUUUUAUUAUUUUAUCAAGAGCUGAUGAAAGCGAUACUCCAGAUGAUCGCUCAGAUAAUGAUGAACCCCACAGUUUAGUUGUAUUAGCAGAAGAAGAAAUAGUAGCUAUAGAUCUUGAUUCUGUCAACUGGCCGACGUUCAGACUACCAUAUUUAAACAGCAUCCAUUCCUCCGCUAUCACUUGUUCUCAACAUAUCGCAAACGUUCCAGAUCAGCUAUGGCAGAAGAUUAAUGAUGUAGGAGAGGCUCAAUUAAAGAACUUUUCACCCAGGACAUGGCCUAUUAAUGGAGGUAGAAGUUUAUCUAAAGAUCCAACCAGUAAAGCUAUUUUAUUAACUGGACAUGAAGAUGGUACCGUACGAUUCUGGGAUGCCUCUUCAUCCAAUCUACGAUUAUUAUAUAAAUUAACAACCGUUUCAUAUUUUGAUAUAUCGGCUGGCGAUCAGAAUUCAGCUGAAGAGGAAGAGGAAUGGCCUCCAUUCAGAAAGGUUGGAACUUUCGACCCAUACAGUGACGAUCCUCGUUUGAGUAUACAGAAAAUCACCCUUUGUCCCCUGAGUGAAACCCUAGUCAUUGCCGGCACGGCUGGUCAAGUCAUAACUUUCCAGAUGGAGCGAGAGGAACGAGAACAGGAAGUUAAAUCGACCACUGUCAACAUAGUAAGCGAUCGUGAUAGCUUUGUGUGGAAGGGACACGAAGCUCUCGUACCCAAGGAAGGGGAUGUUAAGUUUGCUGCAGGAUUUCAACCAAUCGCAAUGAUGCAGCUUUAUCCACCAGCAGCUGUCACAGCCCUAGCUUUACAUUCAGAAUGGCAGAUAAUUGGUGCGGGAACAGCUCAUGGUUUUGGGUUAUAUGAUUAUGUUCAAAAGAAAGAAAUUAGUUCACGAUGUACACUUAAUCCUACAGAUUUAACAGGAACAUCAGAAACGGCCAUGUCUAGACGAAAAUCUUUAAAGAAAUCUUUACGUGAAUCAUUCCGUCGAUUACGCAAGGGCAGGUCUGAACGCAGAGCUAGGGAUGCUAAAGCUAAAACUGAAACCCAGCAUAUUGAGCAGGCAGCAGAAACAGCUGAAGGAGCCACAGCAGCACCAGGUACUCCUGAACAUAAACCCGUAGAACGUCAAAUAGAGGCAAGGAGUAACGAAGAUUCCAUGUGCUCUAUGGUUAGAUGUAUUUAUUUCGCAGACACAUUCAUCGUUAAUGGUGCUCCACACAAUCCAUCGUUAUGGGUCGGAACAAAUGGUGGCCAUGUCUACAUUUACAAUCUUACUGUACCAGCCAGUGAUAAACGUUCAUCAGAUGCUGUCGGAUGUCAACUAGCGAAAGAAAUUAAAUUAAAACAUCGGGCACCCGUUAUCAGUAUGGCUGUUAUUGACAGUCGAGCGAGGAUUUUACCAGAACCGUUAGAAGUACAGAAUGAACGAGCGAAGGCAGCCGAUAUGGUUGGACCACACAGUGUUAUUAUUUGCUCAGAGGAACAAUUAAAGACAUUCACAUUACCAGCAUUAAAACCAAAAUGGAAAUCUAAAAUCACAGCCCAAGAUGGCUCCCGUAUUAGAAGAAUAGGUUUUGUUAAUUUCAGAAGUAAAAGUGCUGAUAACUAUAGUGAGUUUGAUAUUGCAUGUUUGAGUAACUUGGGUGAAAUAUUAGUUUAUGCUGUAACAACAUUACGACAACAGAUGCAUGUUACUGCCAUCCGUAAAGAAGACAUCAAUGGUAUUGCAUCAUUUAUAUUUACAAAAGAUGGUCAAGCAUUUUAUCUGAAAUCAUCAUCCGAGUUUGAUCGUAUUACAUUAAGUCCGAGACAUGUGACAUGUGCUCUUGGUAUGUUGGAUCUAAAAGAAGGAAUGAGACCAGAUCCUGACCCAGAAGCAGAUAACCCAGCUGACGAGAACGAUGCUAAUUACAGCACGGCAGAUAUAACGAUAGGAUUAGCAGACGACAGUCAACAUAACGAUUCACGAGGAGAUACCACCGGAGAUAUUACAGUGGACAGUAUACGAGACCUAGCUGCCGAGGGCGAAGACACAAUUACAAACAUGGUUACGAAUGCCAGCAAUGCCGCAGCAAACGAAUCGUCCAACGUCAUUCAAAGUGUAACGACAUAUUCAUCUACUGUCAUGUCGACCAUGGAGUCUAGUGUGACGUCAAGUGUCCGCGAAGUGACGACAUCAUUCUCACGACAUCAAUCUAGUGAUGUGCAGGAAACGACGAGUGGAGGAGAUAGCGGAGGAGGAGGCAAUGAUGGGGGCAGUGGAGAUACGGGGGGAGGAGAACCCAACCUGAAAAAUAUUGAUGAUGAUACAAAAGCCACGGUUACCAAGACGAUAGAGACGACUGAAGUAACGGAGAAAAUAACGGACCUUAAAUUAUCCGAAGAAAAGAAGAUCAUGAACAAUGGUGACCCGGUCAAAACUGUUUUAACGGAGAAUUAAAAUUAUGUUUGAUCGGCCAAUAAUUGCCAGUAUUGAAAACUCCAGAAAUAUGUCAGGAUUCGUUUUAAAUCUAUGAAUUAAUUUUGCGAAUUUUCACUUUAUUUAACUAUAGUGCAACAACUAUUGUGUUUAAAUAUACUUUCCAGUGCUCAGUAAUAUUUUAAAACUUAAAAUUUUUAACCGACAUUGUGAUUGCGAUUAAUUCGUUCAUGUUUGCGAUGUCUUCUGAAUGUGCUUACCCGUUCGUUCUGCCUUUUGGUAUUGAAAACGUAAUAUAUGUUUAAAUAUAUAUAGCAAGGUGAAGGCCUUUGAAGUUUUUCUGGCCUAUGGCUCAUUUGUCGAUUCAUCAAAUCUAUAGAUUACGGUUUAUAGACAGAAAAAUCUGUAAAAAAAUGUAGAAAUUUGCUACAUCAAGAAAUAGCGUAUUAAGUAUUUUUGACACAAAUAGUUUUCCAUAUGAUUUGAUUAUUCGACUUGCGCAUCUGUUUACUCAAUUUAUGUAAUCUUGGAGUUAUCUCCCUUAGUGCAAUGAAACUUAGAAUUAGUGCAUUCAUGUCAAUCAUCAUAUACUCAUCAUCUCAUUGGUUCAUUUUUAAAAAGGGGGCGGGGUCAUUUGUUUUUGUUUGUGUGUUACGUUUAAAAUCAUGAGUCGAUUAUACAGUGAUGUUCAUUGGUCAGAUGAGAAUUGUCAUAUUUUUUUUUUUAAAAUAUGGAGGCUAAAUUUUAAAUUAUAUUUUUUUUUGUGCAUGUCUUUUAAAAAUACCAACCAAACCCAUAAUUAAAUGAUUUUAUAUUUUUAAUUAGGACAUGUCUGAUUUUGUAUUUAAACUGGAAGUUCCCUGGGCUGCUUAAUUCGUUCAUUUAGUUUGUCAGAGAAAAGUGCACCCAAAUUGGCUUGAAACAUUUCCUAAUGAUUUCUGCUUUCAUUCACUGCGGGGUUGUACAUUGUAGAAGGUGUCGACAGUGAUAAAGAGGCGUGUUCAGUUAGUAGCCUAACGGUUGAUUGAGACCCUUGUAUUUUUAGUAUUUAGUGUUUUUGUAAAUUGUAUGCAAAUAUAAUUGUGAUGUAGGGACUCUUCAAAUCAUUCUUGCAUUUUAUUUUAUCGAAUUGGGGGACUUAUUCAUAAAAUUUUAUACUAAAAUGUUGUAAGAAAGCUGCAUUUUCAUUGGCCGAAAGCUAAAAUUUGUACUAGGAUUUUUGAUUCUCAGCCAAUGAAAUUAUUGAAUUCUUAAUGUUAGAAGAUUUUUUUGAAUAACUCCCCUGUCAUUAUAUCUUGGGGUUGUAUGUUAAAGUUAUUUUGGAGUGAUUUAUGUUGGAUUAUGAGAUUACAGAAACACAACUAACAUCAAUUUAAUUCUUUAAAUAACAGGUCACAUCUUCAAGUUAAUGAUAAAUAUCCAUCUAGUCGGCCUAUUUAUACAUAUUUUGGCUUACACCUAAUUAAUAAUCAGAAGAAAUAAAUUAGAAGCACGAUGUCAAGGCUAGCCUUCGAUGUUGGCUGGAUUAGAUUCCUAUAUGCCGCUAACGGCCGUUGAUAAUUAAAUCAGAAAAAGUGGAUAAUCGAGACUAUGCUGUUUAUAUUAAUGAUUUUAGUAAUGAUGACCGAGACUAUGCAAAAAUUUCACCCGCUUCUUUCUCGGCUCAUAGUGGAUCAAUUUGACUGAAAUUUUCAGCAAAUUACCUUUACACUAUCUAGUUUUUAACUAUUAUAGCGAGAACUGCCAUCUCUUUAUCUUAUCUCCCAUAAUGUAUCUUUAAGUGGGUGAAAGCCAAAAUAUGUAUAAAUAUUCUGACUAGAUGGAUAUUUAUCAUUUAUUAAAACGUGACCUGUAUAUGUUAUGAAACGUGGUCGUCGUUAUUAAAUAAUAGAGAAGUAGUUAUAUCCAUAUAUACCUUGUGUUUUGUUAUGAAUAAAUUUAAUUACAGUAUGUGGGAAUGAAUAUAAUUUAGUUAAUUGUCUUUAUAUCAAUUUUGCAUUCCAUAUCCCAGAUCUGAACUCAGAUCACUCCAAAACAAAUUUACAAGUUCUGCAACUCAGUUUUAUUUUCAUCCAUUUGAGAAAAACAGACUAAACAAUUUUUGCAUUUAUUACAUGAAAACAUUACACUUAAAAGAUUGAGACAAAAAAAAACCCAAACAUCAUCCAUUGUAUUAUUGAGAAAAAAAAAUCCCUUUGUAUUUAUGAUCUUGAAACUUUUACUUGUGGAUUUAAAACUUCUGUGAUUCCGUUAAAUUUUGAAUCUGAUUCCGUUAAAUUUUGAAUCUGAUUCCGUUAAAUUUUAAACCAACAGGUACAGGUUUUCUUGUAAAGUAUAUAUUUUAUGGAGAAACAAAUCAGCCAAAAUGUUGUUUCUUUUGAGGUAAUAUAUUAGGCAUUUUGACAGCGAUGUUUCUCCAUAAAAACAAACUUUGACUUUUGACACAGUUCAUAUUGUUCUUUAGUACAGGGAAAAGAUUAAAUUAUGGAAAUAUAUAACAAAAUAUUUAUUAUGUCGGCAUUACUAUUUAUUAAGUUCAGCUCAAAAAAGAAAUAAAUUUCAUAUUUUCAUGUAGUCAGUGAAAUCCAUGCUCAAUUUGUGUUUAAUUUUUUUUUUUUUGUUUCGUGUCCCAGCUUUUUGAGGCCUUAAUGUAUGCUUUUUAAAUCAGUGUGUUGUCAGAAAAUCAUCAAUGCAUUGUUUUUGUCAAGUUUUGUUCAUGUCAUGAAAAAAAAAAAAAUGUUUCUAAAAACACAGAUUUAUCAAAUCAUUUUAAAAAACUUUUUAUUCAUCUUUUAUAAGUUCACACAAUUUUUAUGAUAUGAACAUCGCAAUAAAAUUUUAUGUGUACGGUCA
Molecule: messenger RNA, 6436 nt
Organism: Patella vulgata (common limpet)
Lineage: Eukaryota; Metazoa; Mollusca; Gastropoda; Patellidae
Product: lethal(2) giant larvae protein homolog 1
Exons: 23
Coding region: 197-3604 (1135 amino acids)
Biological process (GO): regulation of Notch signaling pathway; cortical actin cytoskeleton organization; regulation of establishment or maintenance of cell polarity
Cellular component (GO): cortical actin cytoskeleton; plasma membrane; cytoplasm
Molecular function (GO): myosin II binding; GTPase activator activity; syntaxin binding
Source: RefSeq, a predicted model, not a curated record